AUGGCUCAAGCUAUGGUACAAAUGGCUACAGCUAUCGCUGCUCAGAAUCAACGUGAAAUACGAAGGGAGGAAAGAGAAGAAAGGGUGGUUGAAUCUAGAGGUUUAACAGACUUUCGUAGGCAUGAUCCUCCCAAGUUUCAUGGAGAUGUGGAUCCUGAAAAGGUUGACAAGUGGUUACAGGAAAUGGAAAAGAUCUUUGAAGUGAUUCGAUGUCCACCUGAAGUUAAAGAGAAUUAUGCCACUUAUCUGUUACUUGGUGAUGCUGAAUAUUGGUGGAGGAACACCAAACUGAUGAUGGAAGUUGUCGAAGAAGAGAUUAACUGGGAGUCUUUUCAGAUGAAGUUUUUGGACAAGUACUUUCCGGUGAAUGCUAGAACAAAAUUGGGAGAUGAUUUUCUGAAGGUUCGCCAGGGUAGUAUGAUUGUGGGAGAAUAUGCGGUGAAGAUUGAAUCCUUAUUGCGAUAUUUCAAGUUUUUUCGUCAGACUGUUGAUGAAGACUUUAUGUGUCACCGUUUCCAAGAUGGGUUGAAAUAUGAAAUUCAAGAUUUUGUACUACCUCUGGGAAUCACACGGUUUCAACCCCUAGUGGAAAAGUGCAGAGAAGUAGACGCUAUGAAGAAUCGCAGGCCGAAUCAUGGGGGUAUUAGUAACCACGGGGGACAAAUACGACCAAGUAAUCAGAACCAGGGUCAUAGUAGACCAGAUCAAAACCCAUAUCGUCGCCCUCAAGGGUCAAAUAAUGGACCACACUUUGCGGAUAAGUGCACACUCAACGACAAUGUAUGUUUUAAAUGCCAGAAGCCCGGACAUUUAGCCAGGGAUUGCAAGGAACCAAAGGCAGAAUCUUCACUGAAUGCAACUAAAGUCACACGCCCAACAACUCAAGGACGAGUUUACAAUAUAAAUGGUCAAGGGACCUCUCGUCCGAAUGAAUCCUUCCAAGGGGAGUGUGAAAUCUCAGGUAACAUUCUAACCGUUCUUUUUGACUCUAGUGCAACACAUUCAUUUAUCUCUAUGGACUACAUGAAACUGUUGGAGUUUCCUGUCACAACCGUAUUGUUUGUUACUAUUGCUGCUGAUAAGACUUUAACUGCAAAUACGACUUGUAUGCAUUGUCCUAUAAUAGUGUUGAUUAGGAAGAUUAAUGUGAAUCUCAUUUGUCUACCUCUUAAGAACCUGGAUGUUAUCCUUGGUAUGGUUUGGUUGUCAUACCAUUAUAUUUUGUUAGACUGUGGUCGUAAGAUUGUAAUUUUCCCUGACCCAAAGCUUUCUAAAUUUUUGGCCGCGCACGAAAUCAAAGUCAUUCUUAAGGAUGGAGAUAUGGAGAUUUUGUCCCUAGCUAGUGCGGGAGUUACUCAUGAUGCCAAAAUAGAGGAUGUGCUAGUGGUUAAAGAUUUCUCUGAUGUGUUUCUGAUGGAUGUACCAAGACUACCGCCAGUGCGAGAGGCUGAGUUUUCUAUUGACUUACACCUAGAUUAUAGGAAACUCAACAAGGUCACUAUCAAGAAUCGAUAUCCAAUGUCGCGCAUCGAUGACCUUAUGGAUCAACUCCGAGGGGAAGUGGUGUUCUCCAAGAUAGAUUUGAAUUAUAGGAAUCACCAAAUACGAGUUAAGUUAGAAGACAUUCCAAAGACUGCAUUUCGAACUUGUUACAGACAUUAUGAGUAUCUUGUAAUGCCAUUUGGAGUGACUAAUGCACCUACAGUGUUUAUGGACUACAUGAAUCGUAUCUUCCACCCAUUUUUGGACAAGUUCGUAGUGGUAUUUAUAGACGACAUUCUCAUUUAUUCUAAAAGUAGAGAGGAGCAUGAGGAGCAAUUACAACAAGUUCUAUCAGUGUUGCGUGAGAAACAAUUGUAUGCCAACCAAGCGAAGUGUGAAUUUUGGUUGGAGGAAGUUAAUUUUCUAGGGCAUGUGAUCUCGAAUGAAGGAACUGCUAUCGACCCAACCAAGGUAAAGGAAUUUGUGGAUUGGAAACGGCUAGGGACUGUUAUAGACAUUAAAAGCUUUGUUGGAUUAGCUUGCUAUCAUCGGGGAUUUAUUGAAGAUGCUUUAAGUAGACAAAAUAUACUUGUAUCCUCCUUAAUGGUAAAAGAACAAGAAUUACUAGAGAAGUUUCGUGAUCUGAACUUGAAUGUGGAGUUUUCACCAGGAGAAUUAAAGUUUAGCAUGAUCACCUUCUCUAAUGGGUUAAUUGAGGACAUUCAGAAACAUCAAUUUGACGAUGAACUACUUCAACAGAAAAGACGUAUUUGCAUCCCGACAGUGGACAAGAUAAAAGAUAUUAUUCUUAAGGAGGCACACAAGAGUAAACUGAAUUUUCAUCCAGGAGUGACCAAGAUGUACCAAGAUUUGAAGCAGAACUAUUGGUGGCCCAGAAUGAAGAAACGGGUGGCCGAGUUUGUGACAACUUGCCUGACAUGCCAGAAAGCUAAAGUAGUACAUCAGAGACCUGCAGGAAUGUUGCAACCCUUAAAUGUGCCUAAAUGGAAAUGGGAUAAGAUCGUGAGACUUCAUGGAGUUCCUUCCAGCAUCGUCUCAGAUCGGGACCCAAAGUUUAACUCGCACUUUUGGGGAGCCUUACAUGAAGCAUUAGGGACGAAGUUGAGAUUAACUUCUACUUAUCACCUGCAGACUGAUGGACAGACAUAG
This is a messenger RNA of Cicer arietinum (chickpea), 2652 nucleotides long. RefSeq lists its product as uncharacterized. The record is from RefSeq and is a predicted model, not a curated record. NCBI's taxonomy places the organism in Eukaryota, Viridiplantae, Streptophyta, Magnoliopsida, Fabales, Fabaceae. Gene Ontology annotation, molecular function: zinc ion binding; nucleic acid binding.